GUCAGUCCCUCACUUCCCUCUACAGUGAGAGGAAUACUGAGAGCUGCUGCUACUCCCAGUAGCAAUGGCAGUUUAAAUAAUAUAAUUUCCAUCCAUCGUGUGGUGGACUGCUUGGUGUUUAGGCAGGUGAGAUGUGAGCAGAGCGCACCAGUGUUCACUCUUUCCCCUUCCCAGACUGGUUCUCGUUUGACACAUUCAGCCGUGAGUGUUGACCGGGCUGGUUCCUUGAGCUGCCUUCGUGUCUGAGCAGGUUUGUGGUGCUGGGUGGCUGCGAGUGCAGGCUCCUAUAAAAGGCAGCCUUCUCCCUAAUUAAGCGAAAAGCAUACGCAAAUCUGGCGUGGAGGAGAGAAAGGGAAAUCGAGAGAGGUGAAGCUAUGGGUUCAAGGACUCACUGCAGCACGGUGAUGAGAGGAACCUGACAUGGUGAGCACUCCCUGGCUUGGUGGCACCAAUUGGCUCCAGCAGGGGAGCGUCAGCUUUGUUUGCAUUUCAGAGGCCGGCUGCCUUCCUCCGAGUGCCGUGGUGGGAUGACAUUGGCUGCAGAGCAAACAGCGUUCAGUGCGAUGGAAUGAACUGAAUCAACAGUUGCAAUUAGUUCCACGCUUCCUUAUUAACUUCCUCCAUGUGGAGCAGGCAGAGGUCAUCCACGUUUCCCAUUGAAACACAGUCCUUUGGGGUGCAGCCCAGCGGCUGUUGCACAACCACAGGCACGCUUCCGAGCAGCGUGCAGCACCAGCACAGUGUAAGCAAAGAAGUGGAAUAAAAAUGCUUCUGCCAGUCAGAGCUGCAGGGGAAGCGCGAUGGGUAAAAUCCAUUUAUCAGGGCUGGAUCCUGGCUAUGAAGCUGGGGUUAGCACUGCUUUCUUCAGAAUCGUAGCAUCGUUCAGGUUGGAAAAGAUCUCUAAGAUCAUCCAGUCCAACCACCACCACGCCCAAUGAACCGUAACUCACACUGCUGAAGGGAGGAUGCACCUUCCAAAAUUCUGAGGAGCAAGUCAAAUGAAAAAGAGUCAUCUGGGCUUAAAGCUGGUCCUGGCUGAAAGCUCCCACUCCGACACAGGCUCGCAGUGCACCGAGAGCCACGCAGACCUUCCGCCUCCCAUCGAGAGGACAGGUGGCAUCGGAGACUCCCGGCCUCCGUCGUUCCACCCAAAUGCUGCCAGCAGCCGGGACGGACUGGACAAUGAAACAGGAACAGAGUCAGUUAUCAGCCACCGUCGAGACAGGCAUCGGCGGAGAAACAGAGAGGGGCACGAGGAUGUCCCUCGGAUCAAUGGCCAUCCCAAACUGGACAGACAUCGUGAGCACCCUCCUGGUUACGACAGCUCUUCUACCAUGAUGAGUAGCGAGCUGGAAUCCAGCAGCUUCAUCGACUCGGAUGACGAUGACAACACCAGCAGGUUGAGCAGCUCCACUGAGCAGAGCACUUCAUCACGGCUCAUACGGAAGCAUAAGCGCAGGAGGAGGAAACAAAGGAUGCGGCAGAUUGACAGGUCAUCCUCGUUCAGCAGCAUCACUGAUUCUACCAUGUCCCUAAAUAUCAUCACUGUCACCCUCAACAUGGAAAAGUAUAACUUCCUGGGAAUCAGCAUUGUAGGACAAAGCAAUGACCGGGGUGAUGGUGGCAUAUACAUUGGCUCUAUUAUGAAAGGAGGGGCUGUGGCAGCAGAUGGCCGAAUUGAACCAGGAGACAUGCUUCUGCAGGUGAACGACGUCAAUUUUGAGAACAUGAGCAAUGAUGAUGCAGUACGGGUUUUACGGGAAAUAGUCUCCAAGCCAGGACCCAUUAGCCUAACGGUAGCCAAAUGCUGGGACCCCACCCCCAGGAGUUAUUUCACCAUCCCCAGGGCUGAACCCGUGAGGCCAAUUGACCCUGCAGCGUGGAUCUCUCAUACCACAGCCAUGACGGGAGCGUACCCCCGUUACGGUAUGAGCCCCUCCAUGAGCAUCACCACAUCUACCAGCUCCUCACUAACAAGCUCAAUUCCCGAUUCGGAAAAAUUAGAAGAGUCUCCCUUAACUGUGAAGAGCGACAUGGCUACUAUUGUCAAGGUCAUGCAGCUGCCAGACUCAGGCCUUGAAAUCCGGGACAGGAUGUGGUUAAAAAUUACCAUCUCCAAUGCAGUAAUAGGAGCAGAUGUGGUUGACUGGCUUUACACACACGUGGAAGGCUUCAAAGACCGACGGGAGGCUCGGAAGUACGCCAGCAGCAUGCUAAAACACGGCUACCUCAGGCACACUGUGAACAAAAUCACCUUCUCAGAGCAGUGCUAUUAUGUCUUUGGAGACCUCUGUGGCAAUAUGGCUGCACUGAACCUCAACAAUGGUUCUAGCGGAGCCUCCGAUCAAGAUACCCUUGCUCCACUUCCACAUCCUGCUGCUCCCUGGCCAUUAGGCCAAGGAUACCCCUAUCAGUAUCCUCUGCCCCCUCCGUGUUUCCCACCAGCAUACCAAGACCCAGGCUUUAGCUAUGGUAGCGGCAGCGCAGGGAGCCAGCAAAGUGAAGGAAGCAAAAGCAGCGGCUCGAACCGAAGCAACAGCGAGAACAGCAGGAGGGCUCUUGGCAGAGAGAAGGACCGCAAGUCGGCGGGCAGCGGCAGCGAGUCGGACCACACCGCCUGCAGCGGCGGCACCGGCACGGUGCGGCGGGAGAGGCCCGUCAGCCAGCUCAGCCACCGCAGCCACGUCUCUGCCACCCACAGCGAGAGGAGCCACCACAGCCAUCAUUCUUACGGGCCUCCGGGCGUCCCACCCCUCUACAACCUCCCCAAGCUGGGCUCUAAAGUCUACGGGACGAGCGGACCCCCUGGAGGGCCCCCGGUGCGAGAACUGAGCUCUGUUCCUCCGGAGCUGACGGGGAGCCGGCAGUCUUUCCAGAAGGCCAUGGGCAACCCAUGCGAAUUCUUUGUCGACAUCAUGUGAGAGGAAGUGCCUUCAGACUCUGCUUUGGGGAGGGCCGGGGCGGAUCGUUUUGGGGCCGGGUCGGGGAAAAUCUGGUCGUUGUCGAAGACUUAAACGGAAGAAACUUGUCUGUUCUGCAUGUCACGCCUUCCCGGUUUGCAAUUGUGUGUUGCAGAAAAAAAAAAAA
This is a messenger RNA of Numida meleagris (helmeted guineafowl), 3087 nucleotides long. RefSeq names its product dishevelled segment polarity protein 1 (gene DVL1). Gene Ontology annotation, molecular function: frizzled binding. Gene Ontology annotation, biological process: intracellular signal transduction; canonical Wnt signaling pathway. Lineage: Eukaryota; Metazoa; Chordata; Aves; Galliformes; Numididae. The transcript has 14 exons. The coding region runs from base 999 to 2921 and encodes 640 amino acids. Gene Ontology annotation, cellular component: cytosol. The record is from RefSeq and is a predicted model, not a curated record.